Peronospora matthiolae is the source of this 2040-nucleotide messenger RNA. The record is from the annotation of a GenBank genome assembly. Lineage: Eukaryota; Oomycota; Peronosporomycetes; Peronosporales; Peronosporaceae.
AUGCAGCAGCAACAGUAUCACCAAGAAGCUCUGAAUACUAAAAAUAGGACUGUGCUGCUACUACUGACGACGUGUCUGCUGUCACACCGCGUCAACGCGGUUCUAGAUGUUGCAUCCAAGUUAUACGAUCUUGAGCAGCAGCAUGCGGAUGAAGGAAUGGAUAACGUACCGCAAAUUGUGCUAUUGAACGUUCCUUCUUCGCUGCUGAAGCGUUUGGCGGAGAAGUCUGUCAAGUGGAAUGCAUUGUCGGGGUACCUCCAGCGGGCGUUGUUAUGGGACUCGGGACUUGUCAUGACAAGUACCGGGCGUCUUGUUCAGGUUUAUACGCCUUGUACCGAGCCCAUGUCCGUUGUUUUAACGACAUUUGAAGCGUUUCGAGGCAAGGACUGUCCGCUCGAGACUUGCGCGCCGACAGGACUGUACUUUGCAGAUCUGAAGUGUUCACAACGGACGGUAUGGAAAGCUGCGCAAUGCGGGAUUGCAGCCGUAGAGAAGAAUGAGACGGAUGUUGUAGAUGCUGAAUCGACCACGCUCUGGUCUGAGGAUGGAGACCUGACGGUGGUUCCGGAUAUCCAACUUUAUAAGCACAUGCUGCGCAACAGCUCUGGGUCGGAUGAUAUUGAUGCGAGUGUGGGUUCUGCUUCAACAGGUAAAAAUACGCAUGAGGCUGGUGUGCUCUUCACGAUCAAUCAGGUUGCACCACUACCAAGCGCUACCAAGGAAUGUCCGGACACGCCGUUCUUUGUCGCACCCUGUGUCGAGCUGUACGAUACUGAGAUGGAGAGCUGGUGUCUUCCUAACCGCGGUGGAUUCGUCGACCUGUGGCUCGACAGCGAAAUCUCGAUCCAGUCAAUGUCAUCGAGUAGCUCAGCAAAUGCAGUGGCCUCGACUAAGAAAGCUGCCAUGGAUAUACAUGGAGCGACCAUUAUCCUGAUAGUACUGCUCAUCCUACUUGUGGCAGCCGUCGGAGUACUUGUAGCAGUGCAAAAGAAAUGGCAUGAGACACACGUUGAGGCAUCUCCUACCAUUUAUGACAGCAUGGUGACAACUCGGCCGCAGCAGAAGAAUUGUGGUACAGUUUACCGACCGAGUACUCCGCGGAACUCCAUAAACAAGCGGCGGUCGAUUGAGCUGGCAACUUUCUGUAUCGACGCGAAAAUUACAGCGAAGCGCAUUGCAUACGACAGCCUCAGUUUUGACAAGCUCAUUGCACGCGGGGCCAAUGGCGAAGUUUGGCGAGGCACUUGUGGCUCUCAAGUUGUGGCCAUCAAACAGCUGCUGCCGGAAAAGCGCUACAACGAAAGCGACGUCAGGCUGUUUUCGCAUGAGAUCCAAAUUGCGUCGGCUCUGGAGCAUCCGACCAUUGUUCGUUUUGUGGGUCUCUCGUGGAAUCGUGCGUGCGACCUUUGCAUCGUGUCGGAGUUCAUGGAGCAGGGAGAUCUCUCCGUGUUGUUAAAAUCGGCACGAAAGGAGGGGCUUUCCUGGUUUAAAGAGAAGCUAGCGAUAGCCAUCGAUAUUGCCGACGCACUGACGUAUCUGCACGGCCGAGAGCCCAUUAUCAUCCAUCGUGACCUCAAAUCGCUGAACGUGCUGCUUGACAACCACCUGCGUGCCAAGCUGAGCGAUUUUGGGCUCAGUCGCGAGCGGUCGUCGGACGACACAAUGACUAAUGGCGUGGGUACUCUACUUUGGACAGCACCUGAGAUCCUACGAGGUGAAGCUUACAGCGAGAAGGCGGAUGUGUACUCUUACGCAAUCGUGUUGUCCGAGCUGGACACAUGUCUGCCUCCCUUUGCACUCAACGCAGAGGUCCGAGAGCGUCGUUUGACUUCCAUGCAGCUUAUGCACUUGGCUACGUCGGGCGAGAUCUCGCCCCAACUACGGGAGGAUUGCCCAGUUCCACUGCAGCAACUCACUGCAGCUUGUGCGAGCUUUGACCCGAGCCAGCGACCGAACGCAUUGGAAAUCGUCUUUACGCUACGCAAUAUCGCCCGCAGCGUGAAGUUCGAUGCGAGCUUUGCAGCGUCAAGGUAUAGUUGA